AUGACAGGAAUCAAAGUUUUUGGUCACCCUGCUUCUACAGCUACGAGAAGAGUUCUCAUCGCUCUACACGAGAAAGAUCUCGACUUUGAGCUUGUUCAUAUCGAGCUCAAAGAUGGUGAACACAAGAAACAGCCUUUCCUCUCCCGCAACCCUUUUGGUAAAAUUCCAGCCUUUGAAGAUGGAGACUUCAAGCUUGUCGAAUCAAGAGCGAUUACUCAAUACAUAGCUCAUGAAUACGCAGAAAAAGGAAACCAACUUCUCUCACUUGGCUCAAAGAGCAUGGCAAUUUUGGCCAUGGGACUGGAAAUAGAAGCACAUGAGUUUGACCCUGUUGCUUCAAAGCUUGGUUGGGAACAAACCUUCAAGAACUUCUUUGGUUUGACCACCGACCAAACCGUUGUCGAAGAAGAAGAGGUUAAGUUAGCCAAAGUGCUUGAUAACUACGAAGCUAGGCUCGGCCAGUCUAAGUAUUUGGCUUGUGAUCACUUCACUUUGGUCGACCUUCACCAUAUCCCUGUGAUUCAGUACUUGCUUGGUACUCCAACUAAGAAGCUCUUUGAUGAACGUCCACGUGUCAGUGCCUGGGUUGCUGACAUCACUUCUAGGCCUUCUUCUCAAAAGCCUUUUGGUAAAAUUCUAGCCUUAGAGGAUGGAGACCUCAAGCUCUUUGAAUCAAGAGUAAUUACUCAAUACAUAGCUCAUGCAUACGCAGACAAAGGAAACCAACUUCUCUCGUUUGGCACCAAAAACAUGGCAGUCAUGGCCAUGGGAAUAGAAAUAGAAGCUCAUGAGUUUGAACCAGUUGCUUCAAAGCUUGGUUGGGAGAAAAUCUACAAGCUUUUUACUUGGAUUGACCAUAGACCAAGCCAUUGUUGA
Messenger RNA from Arabis nemorensis, 876 nucleotides. The record is from the annotation of a GenBank genome assembly. Lineage: Eukaryota; Viridiplantae; Streptophyta; Magnoliopsida; Brassicales; Brassicaceae.